Molecule: messenger RNA, 300 nt
Organism: Tetrahymena thermophila SB210
Lineage: Eukaryota; Ciliophora; Oligohymenophorea; Hymenostomatida; Tetrahymenidae
Exons: 2
Source: RefSeq, a predicted model, not a curated record
AUGCUGUCUAUAAUCUAUUUAGAAAAGCAUAGCAAAUGCAGUAGUUUUACCAUAAUAAAAAAAUCUAUUUAUAGUAUAGAAAAAUACAAGCAAGCAUCUAGGCAAUAAGGAAUAAAAAAUGAUAUCGCUAAAAUGAAUGCAUAAAUAAAAAGAAUAGAGAUAAACCCUAAGCUAUUUAUAAAAGAUAAAUAAAUUAACUAUGUGCUAAAGAUUUGCUUGAUAUUGGGACAUCUAAAUAAGAAGAAAGAGUUAAUCCAUAUUAAUCAUUCUAUGAAUCAUUGUAAUUAAAUUGUAUUCUGA